Musca vetustissima is the source of this 5949-nucleotide messenger RNA. Its product is annotated as cadherin-23. Gene Ontology annotation, cellular component: plasma membrane. Gene Ontology annotation, biological process: homophilic cell-cell adhesion. The record is from RefSeq and is a predicted model, not a curated record. Gene Ontology annotation, molecular function: calcium ion binding. Lineage: Eukaryota; Metazoa; Arthropoda; Insecta; Diptera; Muscidae. The transcript is spliced from 12 exons. Bases 1 to 5949 code for a protein of 1982 amino acids.
AUGCAUCGAAUCAAAAAGAGGUCGCUGAUGACCUCUCUAAAUAACACAGAAUAUAGCACAGCGAUACCCAACAAAAGGAAACAUCAUAAGGUGCGCUUAAAAUUACAGCGGAACAUCGUGGAAGGACUUACCCAUCUUAGUUGUCUAGUAUUGCUAAUAGUAUUAGUAGAAAAUGUUCAAGCCAAUCGCCCGCCACGUUUUAUUAUUGAAGGACAAUCGGAAAUUGUGUUGCGUUUAAAAGAGAGUCCCGAAACGGAAGUUGGUACCUUAAUUUACACCCUCAAGGGCUACGAUCCCGACAAUGAUCCCCUGACAUUUGGCAAACGGCCCUCGGCCGACAGUGAAGUUAUACGCAUCGAAAAUAAGGGCUCCAACGAAGCCAAUGUUUAUCUAGCCAAAGAAUUAGAUAGAGAAACUCAGGAUGAAUACUCAAUAGUUUUAACCCUCACCGAUAAUCAUUACAACGACUAUAAUUAUGUAACGCAAAGUUUUCUACUUCUCGUUGAAGAUAUCAAUGAUAAUGCACCGAUAUUUUUACCCUAUCAGGGGGCUAUUGAAAUACCGGAAAAUAGUGAACCGGGUAUUAUUACAUCACUGGAGGCAAUUGAUGCCGAUGAGGGUGCGUACGGCCAGGUGGUAUAUUAUUUACAAGAAUUGGAAGGUGAUAAUGAUAUGUUCGCCAUUACCACAAAUCAGGGUAAGGGUGUACUGAGUUUAAGGGGCCAGCUAGAUUAUGAAAGUAAAGCUUUAUAUCAGCUACGGGUAUUGGCUGUGGAUCGUGCCAACCAAGGCCCCGUGAAUACUGGAACUGCAGCGAUUUUAAUAAAAGUCAAAGAUAUUGAAGAUCAACCGCCGGAAUUUGUAAAGGUCCAGCCAGUGGCGAGAAUUGCCGAAGAUGCUCCGGUGGGGACAAGGGUCAUGCGGGUGCUUUGUGUUGAUGGUGAUCGUGGUAUUAAUAAUCCCAUUGCCUAUGAAUUGGAAUCGAAUGAAUUGUUUGCCAUUGAGCGAAACACGGGGUGGAUUUACACCAUUCGGGAAUUGGAUCGUGAGGAUCCUAGUAAUCAAGUGAAUGGAGCGUAUAUUUUGAAAAUCACCGCCAAGGAGAUAUCCAAGUCCAACCACCCACCACCCAACUCCGCUCAAGUAAAAACCGAGGUAACAAUUAUCGUAUCGGAUGUCAAUGAUGAGAUACCGACAUUCGGAGAAUCCAUCUAUCGUUGUGAAGUCAAUGAAAAUGCCCAAUCGAAUACUCCCCUAAAUUUUAUUGAUGGUGAUGUUCGGCAUUUUGUCUAUGAUCGUGAUGUCGGCAAUAAUGGAACCUUUCGUCUAUUCCUCGAUCCACCAAAUGAUUUGUUUGAAAUAGUACCCGAUAUUGCUGUAAACGAAGCUAGUUUUAUGAUACGUGUCAAAAAUCCAAGAUCUCUAGACUAUGAACAAUUGAAAGAGAUUAAUUUUACCCUAUUUGCCCGAGAAGUGGAUGAACCGAGUCGUUAUUCUUCGGCACAUAUUCAGAUUUUCAUUCGAGAUCAAAAUGAUAAUUUUCCGGAAUUUUCUCAGAGUAUUUACAAUGUCUCACUACCAGAGAAUAGUGAAAUUGGUACAGCGGUGGCGAAAAUUGAGGCCAGUGAUGUCGAUUCGGGCGAUUAUGGGAGUUUGGGUAUACGUUAUCGUAAUCUAAGGGGAGGGAUUGCGCAUUUAUUACACCUGAACCCUAUUACCGGUUUGGUAACCAUCAAGCAAUCCGGUGGCUCAGCCUUCGAUCGUGAGAUAGUCUCCCGCCAUUAUAUGACCGUUGAGGCCAUAGAUAAUUUGGGCUUGGGAAAUCGUAAUACUGCCCAAUUAAUUAUCAAUAUCGAGGAUCUCAAUGAUAAUGCCCCCACCUUCCUGCAAAGGCAAUAUGAGACUACGCUACUGGAAAAUAAAAUGGAAUUUGAACAUCCACUGCAAUUGGAGGCCCGCGAUAAUGAUCUCAAUGGCACGGAAAAUAGUCAAAUAACCUAUGAAAUUGUUGAAGGCAUGUAUCGUGCAAAUUUCUCCAUAGAUCCAGAAUUAGGUAUUCUCCGACCCCUCAAUCCUUUCGAUUACGAACGUUUGGUCGAACACAAACAGAGGCAUCAUUCACAUGACACUAAGCAGGCGGAUAAAGGUGUACGGGUGUUAGAUCUGAUGGUUCGUGCUCGAGAUUCGGGUAUACCAAUGCUGUCGACUGUGGUCUCAGUACUCAUCUAUGUCCAGGACAUUAAUGAUAAUCCACCGAUAUUCCUUAAAAAUUUCUAUUCGAAAAGUAUACCAGAAGAUUUACCGGGUGGUAGUUCGGUAUUGCAAGUAGCUGCCAUAGAUCGUGAUGGUUCAUCACCGAAUAAUGCAAUCGUUUAUCGUAUACAAUCGGGUGCAGAAGAUAAAUUUGUCAUCAAUUCUGAAACGGGUAUUAUAUCGGUGGCUCAUGGCGCUAAUUUGGAUCCAGAUUUGACGGAAAAUAAAACAACACAAUAUACAUUGAGUGUGCUUGCCAUUGACGGUGGCAUUGGGAAUUCGCAGCUCAUGAAUAUAGCCACGGUUAAUAUAACCAUCAAAGAUGUUAAUAACAAAUUACCCAUACUAACAGAAUUGCCAACACUACAAAUUGUGGAAAAUACCCCCGUUGGAACACAAAUAUAUAAAAUUGUGGCCAACGAUUCCGAUGAAAAUCCCAUAAUUCGUUAUAAAAUCAAUGCCCACAAUUCUGAGGCACGUAACGAAGAGGGAACGAUUGUGAAACAAAGUGAAUAUGAUUAUAUUGCAAUAUUCGAUUUAGAUCCUAUUGAUGGCACCCUGCAGCUAAUGAAAUUAAUCGAUCGUGAACGGGUCGAACACAUCAAAUUGGCAGUUAUUGUAGAGGAUUUGGCAGCCGCCAAAGGUCGUCAGGUGGUGGAAAGUUUCCUAACAAUACAGGUGACCGAUGAAAAUGAUAAUAAUCCGAAAUUUAAGCAACCAUUCUAUAAGCGAUCAAUAACGGAGAAUAGUAUGAAUGGGGUGCUUAUAGCCAACGUGAUUGCCUAUGAUAUCGAUAAGAAUCGUACGAUAACCUAUAGUUUGGAAGGUAACCCCUUGAUAAGGCAAAUGAUUCAUAUGGAUUCGCAUACAGGAGAAAUUGUGGUAGCCAACAAAAUUGAUCAUGAACAAUAUCAAUGGUUGAAUUUUUCGGUAAGAGCCACCGAUUCGGGAGUUCCACCACGUUCAUCACUGGUAGAUGUUUUCGUUUCUGUGCUCGAUGAAAAUGAUAAUAAUCCUUAUUUUAUUGGUGGUUCAAAAAAUUACACCAUCAGUGAAUCCGCUGUGGUGGGUACACGUAUUGGUACCAUACAAGCGGCCGAUGCAGAUUCAGGAGAUUUUGGAAAAAUCACAUUCCUAAUGGAUCGCAUUAGUUCGCAGGGUAAAUUUUCCAUUGAUGCCGAUACGGGGGUGCUAAGUGUUAUCGAUAAGCUGGAUCGUGAGACAAAGGAUUUCUAUAUGCUAGUCAUUGAGGCAUGGGAUAAUUAUCAAUUUGGCUUCUUGGCCGGUGAAUCGCGUAAUGCGUUUAAACAGGUUUUUAUUACAAUUCUGGAUGAAAAUGAUAAUGUCCCCGAGAUAUCUGUACCCUCGUCGUGUGUCCUAAUUACCGAGUACCAUGAAUUAAAUGAAAAAAUUGCCACCAUCAAGGGUAAAGAUGCUGAUGAUCCGCAGACCCCCAAUGGAAGAUUGGAAUUUAAAAUCACCAAAGGAAAUCAGGAGGAAUUAUUUGAGCUGCGACAGAUAGAUGCAUGGAAUGCCCACAUUUAUGCACGGACAUCAUUGCGCAAUCGUUACGGCAAUCAUUCGUUAACAAUAACCACUCGAGAUUUAGGUGCUCCACCAAAUAUCGUUACGAAAAUUCUUGACAUCUGUAUUUCCGAUUUUAAUGAUCAUGCUCCGGUGUUCAUACAACCCCUACACAAUACAACAGUGCGUGUACCUGAAAAUGCCACUGUCGGUUCACUAAUACUACAAGUUAUGGCCACCGAUGAGGAUAUUGGUAUGAAUGCUUUGGUUCACUAUCGCCUUAAACCUGACCCCCUCGGAAGUUAUAAACUUUUCGAAUUAGAUUCGGAAACGGGCCAUUUGUUUCUGAAAGAACCCUUAGAUCGUGAUAAACAAAAAAUACAUGAGAUACGCAUCGAAGCCUAUGAUCAGGGUUUACCAACAUCACUGAGUACCGAUUUGGAUUUAACCAUUUAUAUACGCAAUGUCAACGAAUAUGAACCGCAAUUUAUUGUCGACGAGAUUGCUGUAAAUUUUACGGAACACGCUGAUCCUGGUGCGGAACGUGUAAAACUACCCGAUACAAUUGAUAAAGACGAAGUCGACGAUCUGGAUGAUCCACCUAGUCAAGUGUGUUACUUCAUUGUUAAAGGCAAUGAUGAGGAAAAUUUCCAUUUGGAUCCAGAGACCCAUAUUUUGACAACACAAAAACAACUUGAUCGAGAAAUUAAAGCAUUCUAUAAUCUGUACGUCAAAGCGACAGAAAAUUGUAAUGAAUCGGGAACAGGAGCAUUCAAUGUGGAGGCUGCUCACAAAAAUCUCGAUAUCGAAAUUGAUUACGAACCCACUAGACCUCACAAUCGACGUCAGGGAGGUUUCCUGCGCAACAAAGAGGGUUACGAUCGUUAUAAACAUUCCCGAAAUUUGCGUUCAAUUGAGCAUUUUGAAUAUGAUCAUUAUGGGAAUUUUACGAGUGCUAGCAGUGAAGAAUUGCUAAUGAGCGAUAGUACGAUUGUUAGGGUACGAGUACAUGUUUUGGAUAUCAAUGAUAAUCCACCUAGAUUUCGUUCGAAAAUUUUCACCGGUGGUAUAACAACAAGUGCUGAUUUUGGUACACGGUUUAUGCGUGUCGAGGCAGAGGAUUUGGAUGAAGGACCAAAUGCCAUAAUAAACUACUAUCAAGUGGGAGAAAUCCGGCAAACUCUGUCAGAGGGUUUGGAAAAUAUACGAACCUCACCAUUUUUGGUUGAUCAACAGACGGGUGAAAUACAAUUGAAUUUUGAUCCUCAAAAGGGUAUGAAGGGUUACUUUGAUUUUAUGGUCUUGGCCAAUGAUACGGUGGGCAUGAAGGAUGUGGCUCAUGUUUUUAUCUAUUUGCUAAGGGAAGAUCAAAAAGUUCGUUUUGUUUUUCGUCUACAACCGAAUGAGCUGCGAGAGAAAAUACAAAGGUUUCGGGAAACCCUUAGCAACAUUACCGACACCAUUGUCAACAUAGAUGAGAUUAAGGUCCACGAGAACAAAGAUGGUUCGGUGGAUAAAACCAAAACGGAUUUAUAUAUGCAUUUAGUUGGCAAAGAAGAUAAUUCUAUUUACGAAGUAGCGGAUGCCUUGAAUCUCUUCGAUACUCAUAUAGAACAUUUAGAUGGACUGUUUAAGGAUCUAAAUGUCUUGGAUACGCAGCCGGCCGAGGCUCAAUUAUUGCAAGCUGGCCAACAAGCAAAUGCCAUGUAUAUUUGGUUAGUCUUUACAAAUCUCUUCUUGGCAACACUGUUGGUCGUCACCCUGGCCUUGUGUGCCUCUCAACGCAGCGGCUAUAAACGUCAACUGAGGGCAGCUAAAGUUAAUAUUUUUCGAAAUUCAUCACUAUCUCUACAAAAUCCCCAUGAACCAACUACACGUGUCCCAAAUACGAAUAAACAUAGUGUCCAAGGUUCUAAUCCCAUUUGGCUGAAGGGGUAUGAAAAUGAAUGGUUCAAAAACGAUGAAAAUUUAAGUCAAAGUGGUCACGACAGUUUGGAUGAUAACUUUCUGGCCGUGGGUACACCCAAUAUACAGGAAACCCUAAAGGGUACGGCGAAACUAUUCAGUCACACCAACGAUUUAAAUCGUCACUUUAAUGUUUACAAUCAAAUUGAUAAAUUAACUAAUAAUGCUCAGAUACUUGCAAGGAAAUUGGAAACAACAGAAUUAUAG